This is a messenger RNA of Melitaea cinxia (Glanville fritillary), 3768 nucleotides long. RefSeq lists its product as uncharacterized. The coding region runs from base 1 to 3768 and encodes 1255 amino acids. The transcript is spliced from 2 exons. Lineage: Eukaryota; Metazoa; Arthropoda; Insecta; Lepidoptera; Nymphalidae. The record is from RefSeq and is a predicted model, not a curated record.
AUGGACGGAUUGCUUAAUGUUUUAAAGGAUUUACAAAAUGUUAUAACUAGAGGAUUGACUAACUUUAAAAAAUGUAAUAAAGACAAAUUAACGGUCGAAUAUAUAGAAGCAAGACAAGAAUUACUAGAGAAAGAUUGGUCUUUAUUUAAAGAUACUAAUACUAAAAUAUAUGAAAAGUUUAAAAUAGAGGAUAUAGGUCAAAAAGUUGUUGAUAUUUAUGAUGGGGUGGAGGACACUUAUAUAAUGUAUAAAAGCCUUAUGAAAACAACACUUAAUAAAAUUAGUGUAAGCAAGUGUUCUGUACAAGGUGAUAGUAAUUCUAGUUCAACUAAGUCACCUAAUUCUUUUGUUAAGUUGCCAAAAAUCGCUAUACCAAUAUUUUCUGGCAAAUAUGGUGAAUGGACUACGUUUCAUGAUCUUUUCAUAUCAUUAGUUCACAAAAAUGAGUCUCUUGAUAAUGUACAAAAGCUCCACUAUCUAAAAAGUCACCUGUCUGGUGAAGCUGAACAGCUUAUUCGCCACACUCCAAUAACUGAUGCUAAUUACAGUGAGUGUUGGGCACUAGCUUUGGAGUGUAUGGAGCCAAAAAAUGUCACUGUUCAUCGGGCCAAUAAGAGUGCUGAUGGUUCUCAUAGUUCAAAGUCAAUGUUAGCCACGAGUUCACCUAUGCGCUGUGAGUACUGUUCAGAGUUCCACAAGCUUUGCUUUUGUAAAAGGUUCGCUAAAGAGCCAAUUGAAACAAGACGUAAUUUUGUUAAGAACAACAGUAUUUGUUUUAACUGUUUGGGUAGUAAUCAUAGCGUGUAUAAUUGUAAAAGGGACGCGACUUGCAGAGUUUGUAAGAAGCGUCACCAUUCUCUGCUUCAUAUAGAUCAUGAGGCAAACCAAUCCAGUUCGGCACAACAAUCUAGCCCUUCAACUAAUUCACCACCAAUAGUUUCUUGCUUGUCUACGGGAGAGGUGACUCGUCCCAGUCAGGUUUUAUUAGCCACUGCAUUAGUAAAGAUCGAGUCUAGGACUGGUGAGUAUUAUUCCGCCCGUGCCUUGCUUGAUCAGGGUUCGCAGGCUUGUUUUGUAACAGAGGCUACUGUACAGUGUCUGAGACUGAAAAAGAUUCCUAUACAAGGUCUUAUUUCGGGUCUUGGAAAGGAUGAGUCAACCGUGGUAAAGCAUAUGGUGUAUUUGACUAUACAAUCCCGAAUAGACCCCGAAUUUGUAAUUAAAGUAAAGGCGUAUGUAUUAAAGAAAAUAACAUCUUACUUACCUGAGCGCAGCAUCGAAACCACACUGAAUUGGUUAGAUACAACGAAAUUAUUUCUUGCAGAUCCUGGGUUUAAGAACUCUAAUAAAAUCGAUAUAUUGUUGGGGGCGGACGCCUAUAGUUACAUCAUAAAAAAUGGCAUUAUUAAAAAUCCUUAUGGUAAUUUGAUUGCACAGAAUACUACUUUAGGGUGGGUUUUAUCAGGAACAAUUUCUACAGGAAAUAUGGAAAGGUCACAAAAAAUAAAUGUAAUGCAUGUACAAGUAAAUGAAGAUGAUAUCCUCAAGAAAUUUUGGGAAAUAGAAGAGCAAAGUAGUCAAAAGAAAAUACUCACACCUGAAGAGAAAAAAUGUGAAGAAUUUUAUAGUUCUACAACAAGAAGAGAUGAAAGCGGAAGAUACAUUGUUCGGUUACCUUUUAAGGAAGUAGAUCUAUCUUGGAGGUCUGGAAAUUCACGUGCUAUAGCUGAAAAAAGAUUAAUCUCAUUAGAAAGAAAAUUAAGAAAUGAUAAGGACUUAAAGGAAAAGUACCGUGAAGUAAUACAUGAAUAUCUAGAAUUAGGACAUAUGAGGCUUGUUGAAGUGAAUGAUCUGAAUAAAGAAGCAGCUGUCUACUUACCUCACCAUGCAGUGGUAAGGGACGAUAAAGCUACCACAAAGGUUCGGGUUGUGUUUAAUGCUUCACAAAAGAACAGUAACGGAGUCUCACUGAAUGAUACUCUUAUGGUUGGACCGACACUUCAGGCAGACUUAAGACACACUGUAUUAAGAUGGAGGGUGUAUUCCAUAGCUCUAGUUGCAGAUAUUAUCAAAAUGUAUCGUCAAAUCAAGGUAGCAGAAACUGAUGUCAUGUUUCAACGUGUACUUUGGCGUGACGACCCUGAAAAGGAAAUAAGAGACUAUGAAUUGACAACGGUCACCUUUGGAACAGCUUCUGCGCCUUACCAAGCAGUUCGAACACUUCACCAGGUGGCUUUAGAUGAAGGUGAAAAUUACCCACUUGCAAAGGACAAAGUUCUCAGCUGUUUUUAUAUGGAUGAUUUAAUGACAGGAUGUUACACCGUAGAUACGGCAAUAGAAAUAUAUGAGCAAGUGACAGGGCUAUUAGGAAAAGGUGGAUUCGAAUUGCAGAAAUGGAAUAGUAACAAUCAAGAAAUAAUAGACAAAAUAAAAUUAAUGGAAUGCAGUGAAGGACAAAUAAAUAAAUAUAGAACAAAUAUAGAUAUUCUUAAGGACAUAGAUAUAAAAGAACACUCAAAAAUACAUAAAAUAGACAGUGAAGAAAAAGGAGUAGAAAUAAAAAUGGAUAAUAUAAUGAAAAUCUUAGGACUUACCUGGAAUCGCAAGGAUGACACUUUUCAGUACACCGUGAAUCUUCCUCCAACGACGACUGCACCUGUAACCAAAAGAUCUAUAAUUUCAAACAUAGCUCGAUUGUUCGAUCCUUUAGGCUGGUUAGCUCCCAGUGUGAUACUAGCAAAGGUGUUCAUCCAGAAAUUGUGGCUUGCAGGUGUGGAUUGGGAUGAAAAACUUUCAACAGAAUUGGUUGAAGAAUGGAAUAUAUAUCAUAAAGAGCUAUCACUACUUACUUGUAUAAGGAUACCUCGUUGGCUUGGUACUAAAUUGAAUGAUGAGUUGGAGCUUCAUGGGUUUAGUGAUGCAUCUAAAACAGCUUACUCAGCGGUAAUUUAUUUGAGGAUCAUGGAUCACAGAGGCGAAGUACAUGUAUCACUACUAGUUGCAAAAACCAGAGUAGCACCUGUAAAACAAGUGAGUAUUCCUCGCUUGGAGUUGUGUGGCGCAGUUCUAUUGGCACAACUGUUAAAUGAAACAGCUGAAGUCCUGAAAAUACCUAAAGACAACAUCAGAGCAUGGACAGAUUCUACAGUCGUGCUAGCCUGGAUAAAUAGCCACCCAAGUAGAUGGAAGACUUUUGUGGCCAAUCGAACAUCUGAAAUUUUAAAUAAUAUAAAAGCAUCUCAAUGGUUUCACGUUUCCACCAAGAAUAACCCAGCGGACAUUGCAUCAAGGGGAAUACUACCAAGCUCAUUACUUACCUGUGAUUUAUGGUUUCGUGGACCGGCAUUCUUAGAAGCGACUAAAUUAGACUACAGUAGAUCAACUUAUAAGACUGAAGUUAAGGUAGAUAUGGAGGAGUCAGUGAAGACUCAUGUAGCCUUAGUUCCUGAAAACGGAUUAUUUGAACGAUUUUCGACGUUAACGAAAUUACUCAGAACAAUCGCGUACUGUCGAAGAUUUCUAAAACAGAACAAAAUAUAUCACGGACUAUAUUUGCAAAAGGUAGAGUUAGACGGUGCGUUAGAAUGCUGUAUAAGACAAACACAAAAGGAAAUAUAUACAAAAGAAUAUACACAAUUAAAGGAUAAAGGAUAUUUACAAUUAAAAUCAAGUUCAUUAAAAUCAUUAUGUCCAUAUCUUGAUGCCAAGGGCAUUAUCAGAGUUGCAGGUAGACUAUCAAAAAUUUGUAUUUUACCUGUAGCAGAAUAA